Messenger RNA from Dermatophagoides pteronyssinus (European house dust mite), 891 nucleotides. RefSeq names its product anaphase-promoting complex subunit 10 (gene APC10). The record is from RefSeq and is a predicted model, not a curated record. Gene Ontology annotation, cellular component: anaphase-promoting complex. Gene Ontology annotation, biological process: protein K11-linked ubiquitination; anaphase-promoting complex-dependent catabolic process. Lineage: Eukaryota; Metazoa; Arthropoda; Arachnida; Sarcoptiformes; Pyroglyphidae.
UUAAAAUAGAACGAGUUGUUCGUUGAAAAUUUGAUUUUUUUUUUCUUAUAACAAGAAAAUAUUCUUUUAAAAAAAUGAGCAAUUUACAUCGUUCAACAAUCAAUGUAAUCAAUACAUCAAGAUCAUCGUCAUCAUCAUCAUCUUUAAUGAAGAAUAAUAAAAAUCAUCAAUCAACAAGUACUACAAUGAUGCAUGUCGAUCAAUUGAACAGUAGUGAUGAAGAUUCGACUAAUAAUAAUAAUAAUGGUAAUAAUGAUCUAAAACGACAGAAAUCAGUUGUUCGUGAAAUCGGUUCACAAGCAGUAUGGUCAUUAUCAUCAUGUAAACCGGGAUUUGGUGUUGAACAAUUACGUGAUAAUUGUAAAGAUACAUAUUGGCAAUCGGAUGGUGUACAACCACAUUUGGUCAAUAUACAAUUUAGACGUAAAACAACUGUUUGUGAGAUUAAAAUAUUUGCCGAUUAUAAAUUGGAUGAAUCAUAUACGCCGAAUAAAAUAUCCGUACGUGCAGGUAAUCAUUUUCAUGAUCUACAUGAAGUAGCAUUAGUCGAAUUGAUUGAACCAUGUGGAUGGGAAACAAUACCGUUACGUGAUGCUGAUGAUCAUCCAAUACGUGCAUUUCUCAUACAGAUUGCCGUACUUGGUAAUCAUCAGAAUGGUCGUGACACACAUAUUCGUCAAAUAAAGAUUAAUUCACCUGUCGAAGAUACUGUUUUAUCUGUGAAAAAAUUACCACAAGAUUUUCGUACGAUACGUUUCUGGGAACAUACAUGUUUACGAUAGUCAUCGAUAAGUUUUUUUUUUGGUAAAAUGAUCAAAUUUUUUUAUUUAUUUACGAGAAGCUUCGCUUCUCGUGUUUAUUAUAUAGAUAAUUUUCCUCCUAAAAUCAUAA